Molecule: messenger RNA, 219 nt
Organism: Geodia barretti
Lineage: Eukaryota; Metazoa; Porifera; Demospongiae; Tetractinellida; Geodiidae
Source: the annotation of a GenBank genome assembly
AUGGGCAACUUCGGUGAGGACGACGCCAACCCCACGCCGGCGGACGUUGCCCAGAUCGAAACAGCCCUCACUGCCGCUGGCGUUACCCACGAUUUCAAGAUGUACUCCGGCGCCGGCCACGGCUUCAACUGCGAUGAGCGCCCCGACUACCGCGCGGACUCCGCUGCCGACGCUUUGGCCCGCACCCUCGGCUGGUUCGACAACUACGUCAAGAGCUAG